Molecule: messenger RNA, 4801 nt
Organism: Microplitis mediator
Lineage: Eukaryota; Metazoa; Arthropoda; Insecta; Hymenoptera; Braconidae
Product: ecto-NOX disulfide-thiol exchanger 2
Exons: 7
Coding region: 248-2728 (826 amino acids)
Biological process (GO): ultradian rhythm
Cellular component (GO): plasma membrane; external side of plasma membrane
Molecular function (GO): RNA binding; protein-disulfide reductase activity
Source: RefSeq, a predicted model, not a curated record
AUAUCACAUCAUUGUUGUCGUCGUAGUCGCUGUGAGCUCACACUGGGGGUAGAGUUAAACUCAAACAUCACGAAUUAAUUUAUUAUAUAACUAAAAACAAUGUCAUACAUAAUAUCAUCCAUCAGCAAAUUUAUCAGCGGCAUUUAGAGCAAUAAAAUACCCAGCGAACACAUAAAAAAUAAAUGUGAGGACUAAAUAUAUAGAUAUCAAUCCACAAAUAGUUUAUUUAAGAGCUUGAGAAUUAAAAAUGGCGUACAAUUUUCCUGGGAUACCAUCAGCAGGAAUUCCUCCAAUCGGAAUGGGGCCAAUGGGUCUGGGAUUAGCAGCAGGACAUCAAGGAUUUAUGGAACUUGGCCAGGGUUUUCCAGCUCUGCCACCACCGUUACCACCUCUGCCAGGUAUGAAUGAUUCUCCACUUGAAUUCAGCACCAAGAAGAACCAGCCGCCUCCGAUCCGCGAAAGUACUGAGGAGUCGACCGACCGGAGAACUGACACCAGCAAAAAUGAACCCAGACGUGGAAUAAAUGGCAGUGACAAUAGAGAUGUCAGGGAUAGUCGUGACAAUGGCAGGAGGUCGAGGAAUGAUAGAGUUGAUCGUCGUGAUCGUGACAGAGACCGGGACAGGCGGGAUGAGAGGAGUGACAGAGACAGGAGGGAGGAAAGAAGACUCGAGGAAAGAUCUAGUUCCGCAGGAAAUACUCAAGUGCAAUCAACUAACACGCCAGUGACAACGAGUUCGAGUAUUCAGACCCAGAUUGAAACGGUUGCUACCAGUCCAAGUGUUUGGAGUAUGGGCGUAGGCUACCAGAUGAUGGGAAUGGCUCCCAUAGGCCCUCCAAUGAGUGCGAUGCUCAGUGAAAUGACUCUGGGACCUCAUAUGAGCCACACGCAUCAUCACCAUGGCUACGGACCGAUGGGUCUAGGGUUGAUGCCUCAUCCUCACGAGGGUGCGAUGCUGAGUGCUCAGAUGCUGGGAACUGAGCAGAUUAUGAACGAUACUGCGCAGCAGAUGAUGAAUGCUGCUGCUGCAGCCGCUGCCGCUAGUCUUCAAGCUCCUACUCCAGCUCCUAGUCAUCAAAAUACAAACAACAAUUCCGGCAGCACCACCAGCAAUCCAGUUACCAAAGAAAUAAUUCACUGCAAGAGUUGUACCCUCUUUCCACCGAACCCCAACACUCCAGAGCGAACUACCCGUGAAAAACCUCCAGGAUGUCGCACAGUUUUCGUUGGUGGUCUGCCUGAAAAUAUAACCGACGGUAUUAUUCAAGAAAUUUUUGAACGCUGUGGAGAAAUAACGACUCUCAGGUUGUCCAAGAAAAAUUUUUGCCACAUCAGAUUCGCCAGUGAGAAUAGUAUAGAUGCUGCCAUUUACUUGUCGGGUUACCGCAUCAGAAUUGGAUCCAAUGUUGAUUCGGCAAAUACGGGAAGACUGUAUGUGGACUUUGCUCAUAUUUAUGCGAGGGAUGAUCAGUAUGAGUGGGAGUGCAAGCAAAGGCAGUUGCAAAGGGAGCAGAGACAUCGGGAGAGGGUCGAAAAGGAACGACAAAGACAACCUUCUAGUCCACCACCAGUUGUUCAUUAUACUGAUUAUGAAGCUUCGAAUAUUUGCGAGAAAAUAAAACAAGACGACACUUUUAUGAAAGCUGUACAGAUCGUCGUAACAUGGCUCGAACGCGGGGACUGCACGAAAAGAAAUUCAAAUACAUUUUACUCAAUGAUCCAGUCAACGAAUUCCCACGUGAGAAGACUGCUGAGUGAAAAGUCAUCCUACGAAGAAGAGUUACAGCGGGCCAAAGAGCUGAUGAAAGGCAGAAUGCAAGGAUUACUUAUACAAUUCAGUCAGAUAGAACGUGUGUUCACCGCUGCAAGCCAUAAGAAAGUAUGGGAUCACUUCACCAAGGCCCAGCGCAAGAACAUCGAGAUGUGGAAGAAACAGUCAUCGUUUUUUUAUUUAAAUGAACAGGAGAUCAAAGCUGUCCAGUUGGAAGAAGCCGUCGUCACGGGAGUCGGCGAGGGAGAGAUGGAAGUGUCAGAUUCGGAGGAAGAGCCGCAAAGAAAAAAAGUCAGGGUCCAGGUGGGAAGUGAAACUGAGGGAGAUGAAAGAGUUCACGCGAUACUGAAAGAAGAGUCUGAGAGUCUCAGGUGCCAGCUGGAGGCUUACAAAAAUGAGGUUGAUUUAUUGAAGUCAGAGAAUAAAAUUGAAAUAGACGCCAAAGAUAAACAAAUAAAAAUGUUGCAACAAACAUUGAAAGGUAUGCAGGAGCAGUUACUGCAGUCGCAGAAGCAACAGAUCCAAGAUGACCAAAAAAUAAAGGAUUUGACAGUUAAAUUAAGCGCCUCUGGGGGAGAUAUUAAUUCACCGAUUGAAAAUGAAGUGAUAACUCUGGAUAAAGAUGAUGAUUCAGUGGUAGUGAGUGAGGAACCCCGGACUCCGAGACCACUUGUCGCAGCUAUACCUGGUUGUGUUCAAAUAACUCAAAAAGACGCUAAAUUAAUUGGAUUGAUGGCGACAUUUCUUCAUAUUCAUCCAUUUGGAGCCAGUGUUGAUUACGUCUGGUCGUAUUUACAAAAAAUGGAGCCAGGCAUCAGGCCGAGCGAAGUCGAGGCUCUGAUGCAACGUUUUCCUCAGGUAUUCAAACAAGAGCUACUAGGAAUUGGAGCCAACAUGGAACGCCGUUGGCAGUUCUCUGGAUUCAAUCUGCAGCCAUCGAGAUCUGCGAUCCAUUGACGACAACGACAACAUGUAGAAAUAUUUAUUGAUACCAGUGAUAAUUCGAUGGAUUCAAAUGAAAUCCAAUUGAGUAAAAAGUCAUAAAAUAAGUUUAAGAAAAAACUUAUAAGUAAAAUUGUGAUGUAGUAAAAUUUUUUAAUGCUAAAUAAUGCUGAUUAGACGAAUUGCCGUUUGCCAUAAUAGAUUUUUAAGUAAAAGUUAAAUAAUUAAAUUUUGAUGCGCAAUUUUUUGGCUUUUAUAAAUUGUUCAUACUAUUGUAUCGAUUUAUUAUUGUAUAUUAAUUAUUUAUUAUUUUAUUUUACUUUCAACAUAUCAAUUUAUUAAAUUAUUAGAUCGACACAGAAAACAAGAAAGUAAAUAAUUAUUAUUUAAUUGGUUAAUAAAUUAAUGGUAUUAAUUUAAUUAAAAACUGUGUAUAGGUUUCGGUAUCCUUUUAUUUAAACAUGAGAUGAUAAAUUAUUUAUUUAUCAUCAAUUAAAGUUGACAUUUUUUCAAUCAUAAUUAAUUACAAAGAUAUCGAUUUGUAAAAAAAAGUUUUUUUAUGUUUAUAUUCAAGUGCGUUUACUCUUAGUCACUUCUUUGACUUGGAGACCUGCAAAAAAAUUACAAAUGUAUCAAGUUAUGUUUUUUUAUUUAUUACAUAUAUGUCCUUAGUAGAAAACUUCUUUCUAAUUUUUUAAAUUUCGCGGUAUCGGUUCCCUUAAAUUUUUUGUGAUGGAGAUAAAAAUUACAAACAAACGCGUCGCAGGCUCAGACAAUGGACCUGUUUGGCCGAACUGUCCUUAGUAAACUUAGCAAGUUACUCAGUGUAAAAAAAAUAAACUGCGCGACUGAGUGCAGCGCGUUUCUGCCUGGACACAAUUGCUGACUUUUGCUAGUCGUAUUGCCAUCAUCGUAUUUGUUUACCUUCAGAACAACUUUAUAAUUUUAAAAUAUUUUUUAUAGCUCGUAUCAGUGAGAUAUAAAUUAAAAAAAAAACUCAUAUUGAGCAGUUAUAAAACUUUGAUCCUCCUCUGAGGAAUUAUUUUAUUUCACAUAAAAAAAAAAUAAAUAAAUAAAUAAAAUCUUUUAGUUCAAGCUUCUGUUUGUUUACAAUUUACAAAUGAAUUUUGCAACGCGAUACUAAAUAAAAUUACGUCACAAUAAAAGUUGCUUAGUAUCUGGCAAGUGUUUGGCCGAAAACUUAAGUACUUUUAGUAACAUUAAGUUUACUAAGGACCUAGUUCGGCCCAACUGGCCCAAUAUGUGCUGCGAUUGCUGAUAAAAAAUGUAAAAGUCAUUUGUCAAAACUGUCAAUCUAGGUUUUCUACUCAGGACGUCAUUGAUAUAUUUAAGAGAAAAACCUGGACAAAGUUUUCUUACAUUAAUUGUGUACGUGAGGUAAGAGACCCAGUGCCCGACCAGGGAACUAGUACCCGGUCACUCACGUCUUUGAAUUCUAUAUUUACUAAAUUUUACUAAAUAUAUCUAUACAAAUACAUGAAGCAAUCGAGUACUGGUUCCCUGAUCAAGUACUAGGUCUUACUCCACAAUAAGGACAGUACCGGUCUUAAUUUGAGGCAAAAAUAAUAGUAGGUUUUCUACUCAGGACAUCAGUAUUUUAAUGUAGCGCCUAAAUUACCUGGUGGAAGAGACUGCUUUAGUUUCUCCGCCUUUUCUUUGUCAGUGAUGACUAACGUAUACAAGAAUCGCGAACAGCGAACCUUGAAUUUAACAUUCUCAGCAUUCUUCUUUAUUUUAACAGCUGUAAUUAUUAAUUUACGUUAUCAAUCAUCAUCAAUAUUAAUUACAAACAUCAAUAAUCAAUUAUAAUUAAAUAUUUACAUUUAGCGUCCUUCCUUCUCGCUUUAAGGAGGAAGUCCUUGAUUUCAUUGAUUUCUCGCGGCUGUAAUAAAAAAUAAAAACCAAUUAAAUUAAAGUAAAAAAAAACUCUAACAGUCGAUAAAUAUCAAUAAAAAUAAAAUUUAAAAUUAAUUAAAAAUAAAUUAUUGAACUCACCAUGUUGAGUUUCUAGGUUAUAACCUCGAAAAUCUGUAAAUUAAAUCACAAUCAUCAAUAAAUCAUCAAGAU